Messenger RNA from Seminavis robusta, 3249 nucleotides. The record is from the annotation of a GenBank genome assembly. Lineage: Eukaryota; Bacillariophyta; Bacillariophyceae; Naviculales; Naviculaceae.
AUGAAGCGCUCUACUCUGGUCCGCAAGAGCCGCCACCAUGGCAACAGCACCAACCGUGCCCCUGGCAAGGUGGACCUUCGCCACUCCUCCAACACGGCCCAAGCCGACUAUGGUUCGUUUGCCCGACGCAAGCCCAGUUCGACCAUGGAACUACGGGUCAUGGCCACCAGUUUGGAACGCCGAUUGACGGCAUUUCCACGAGCAUCGUUUACCAUGGACAAGUUACGCUUUGAAGGACUGGGGUUGGUAGGUCGCGACCACGAGACAGCCGUGUUACAACAAUGCUUGCUGGAUACUACUGCACGUACCGUAAAUCAACUUGUGCUCAUUCAGGGAGUGUCAGGGUCGGGCAAGUCGGCGUUGGCGCAGACAGCACUGACGACCAAAGCAAAAGUCUUUGUCAUGAGCAAAUUCAGUAGAGAUCGCAGUGACCAACCCUACAGUACCAUCAUUACGGCCUGUCAUGACUUGGCCACCAAUCACCAAAUAGUGGAACACCAACUCAUUCCAGAGCAGUUGCAGAGUCAGCUAGGGGCCUUUGAAAUACAGCUGCUGGUGCACGCGGUCCCCAGUCUAGGAUCCUGUUUUGUGUCCCCACAAAAAUCACAAUCCAGCAAUGAGCCUGGUACAAACAACAGCAACACCUAUGCACAACAAGGAGGAGGAGGAGGAGAGAAUCGAGAUUUGCUGGAGAGUGCCUUUCGCAAAUUCUUGCGCAUUGUUAGUGCCAAUCUGGCUCCUCUGGUUCUUGUCAUCGAUGACCUUCAGUGGGCAGACUCGCAAACCAUUGGCUUUAUCAAAGGACUCACGUUGGAUACCCACAAUCCAAACUUGCUCCUGGUGGGAUGUUAUCGAUCCAAUGAAGUGGACGAUACCCACAUUUUGUCACAAAUGGUACGAGAACUCAAGCAGCAAGAAUUUGACACAAAAGUGGAGAUUCAUGAACUAGACUGCAACAGUCUCGAGGAGGAUCAGGUAAACCAGAUUCUCAUGAGACUGCUAGACUCGGAGGAUGAUGCCGACAAGACAUUGCCAUUGGCCAAGCUCUGUCAUGCUCGCACCAUGGGGAAUGCAUUUUUCCUGCUCGUCUUUAUUCGCAUGCUGGAAAAGGACAAGCUAUUGACAUUCAACUACGGGACGUUCACAUGGAAGUGGGACAUCGAUACCAUUCUAUCCAAAACAGCCGCCACAUCCAAUGUUGUCGAACUGCUCACGAACAAAAUCAAGGCACUCUCGCCCGACUUGGUUUUACUGCUGCAGUUGGCAUGCUGUUUGGGAACCGAAUUCCACGCAUCUGCAUUGUUCUUGGUGUGGGCCACGUCGUCGUCGUCCCAAGUGGAGGAUAAUGAGACCAGGGCCAAGGACCAGUGGUUCAAGAAACUCCUGGAAGGAGCCAUACAAGAGCACUUUUUGGAACGUGCCGAUGAAGGGUGUUUGCGAUGGGUCCAUGAUAAGGUUCAGGAAACGGUCACAGCAUUGGAUAGCCAAGAAGAACUACUCAAGCGAAAACAAUCCGUGGGUCGAUCUCUCUACAAAUGUUUGGACGACGAGGACUUUGAAGAAUCACUCUUUGUGGUUACCGAUCUACUCAAUUGUGGCGCAUCAGAUUUGGGAUUGGAGCUUGCCAAACUCAAUCUGAGGGCCGCCAAAAAGGCCAACGCGUUGUCAGCGUUCAAGCUCCAGGGAAACUAUGCACAAGCGGGCAUCGAAAACCUACCCGAGAACGAUUGUUGGUUGUAUCAUAAGGACCUGGCCGUGGACCUGUAUUCCAUGCAAGCCCAAGCUGCGAGCAACACGGGCGACUUUGACACCAUGCACCAAAGUUGCCAGAUUGUGUUGAAACACCCCCAGUGCUCCAUGUUGGACAAAAUCCCGUGUUACAACGCAGAGAUCCAUGCCCUUGCCAGAACCAGCAAAAUCGAUGAAGCCAUGAUGCUCACUGUCGAAGUUCUCAACAUGUUGGGAUGCAAAAUUCCACUGGGAAAAGGAUCGCAGAUACGAGCUGCCAUCAAGUCUCUGCUGCGUUUCAAAAGGCAAAUGAAAAAGAAAACACCCACUCUCGAGGGACUCGCUCUGAUGCCGUUGAUGACAGACCCAGUUCAGAAGGCAGUCAUGAAGCUGUUGGCUGGAGCUGCCACGUUCGCUUAUCACACCAAGGCAAUGCCGUUGUGGUUGCUGUUUACAACAACCAUGUACUACUUGGCAGAUCACUCUCAAACAGCAUUUGCGUCAUGUGGCCUCAUCGCCAUGCACGUGCUGGGGAACUGGGAGAUGGGGGUGCACUUUGCCUCACUGGCUUGCAAAAUGAAUGAGCACCUACAAGAGUCCUCACAAGAAGCUGCUGCAAUUGCUGUCUCUCGUGGUUUGAUUAUCAAUUGGAGACAACCCUCACGAAGCCAGCAAAAGUUCUUGGAAGAGGGGUACGAGAAAGGAAUGGCAGUGGGAGACCUUGAGUGGGCUUUUGCGUGUGUUGUGUUUACGAUUGAAGUAUCAUUCACCAGUGGUCAAAAGCUGGGCUCCGUUUUGGAAGAUAUCAAUACCUAUCUUCCCCAAUGUGAGGCUUUGCAUGCAAGCAAUGACUAUGCCUGGAUGAUCCGAUCAAUUUGGCAAGCCAUUAUGAACCUGACUCAAAAUGCAAAGGACCCAUGUGUCCUCACAGGCGAUGCCAUGAAAGAAGAGGAUAUGGUUGGUGCUGUACCUACGACUCACACUGUCUUUCAUAUCCUGAAGCAUUUUGUUUGCGUUGUCUUUGGCAACUACGAACUCGGGGCAGAACUUGCACUUGAGAGGGCCAAGGUCAAAACGAUGGGUCCCAUGGGACCAUGUGAUCAUUUCCUUAGAGCUUUGUCUUUCUAUGCCGCGAUGAACUCUUGCCACAGCAAGAGCCAACGGCGCACGUUCAGGCGCGCAGCCAAGGCCUCCCAUAAAGUGGUCAAGACGCUGGUCAAGAAGGGUAGCGUCAAUGUGCUCCACCACUUGGAGCUAUUGAACGCUGAGCGGGCAGCACUUGAUGGUGGCAAAAAUGUCAACGAUCUCUACAGCGCUGCUGGACGCAGUGCCACUCGUGGCGGCUACAUCCAAGAUGCUGCUAUUGUCAGUGAACGACAUGCUUUGUUCUUGAUGGAACGCAAUGAUGAUGCUGGAGCCGCCUUUCGGAUGAAAGAUGCUGUAGAAUGCUACCAUGCCUGGGGUGCAACUGCGAAAGUCAACCAAUUGAGGGAGAAAUAUCCGCAGUUUCUAGAUUUUUGA